AUGUUCCGCCGUGUGUGCCUCACCCUGCCCAGAGCUGUACGACCAUACGCCAACAUGGCAUCCAACACGCCCAUGGAGGAUGCGAUCAGGACCAAGAUUAGCGCGACCUUCCAACCGUCCCGGCUCGAGAUCCACAACGAUUCCCACCUGCACGCCCACCACAAGGCCAUGCAGGGCAGCACGUCGCGCGAGACUCACUUUAGGCUCGUCGUGACGUCGGAGCAGUUCCGCUCCAAGAACCAGCCCGCCCGCCACCGGGCCAUAUACUCGCUGCUCAAGGACGAGAUGGCCAAGGAGGGUGGAAUCCACGCCCUGCAGCUCAAGACCAUGACGCCCGAGGAGGACGAGAGGCAGAGGUUGAAGGAGGAAGAGCAGGCAAAGUAG
This is a messenger RNA of Pyricularia oryzae 70-15, 384 nucleotides long. RefSeq names its product BolA domain-containing protein. The coding region runs from base 1 to 384 and encodes 127 amino acids. The transcript is spliced from 2 exons. Lineage: Eukaryota; Fungi; Ascomycota; Sordariomycetes; Magnaporthales; Pyriculariaceae. The record is from RefSeq and is a predicted model, not a curated record.